This is a messenger RNA of Morone saxatilis (striped sea-bass), 2678 nucleotides long. RefSeq names its product leucine-rich repeat and transmembrane domain-containing protein 1 (gene lrtm1). Gene Ontology annotation, molecular function: protein binding. Lineage: Eukaryota; Metazoa; Chordata; Actinopteri; Moronidae. The transcript has 4 exons. The coding region runs from base 594 to 1745 and encodes 383 amino acids. The record is from RefSeq and is a predicted model, not a curated record.
UGGGAGAUGUCACACCGUCACACUCACCAAUACAACUGGGGACAGGAAGAGCGAGCGAGCAAAACAGAAAGAGAGAGAGACAUACGCACGCAGAGGUCAGAGUGUUGAUUUGGAUUCAACAGAGGAGCAGAACUAAAAUCAAACCAAGCAAGAGGAAAGGGAAAUGCGUAGAAACAAAGGCAAAACAACAGCAUGAAGAAAAAUACAAGAGACAGAAAGAGAGUUUGAGAGACAGUGGGAGACCAAUAGAGAGAGAUACAGAGCGAGAGAGCGAGAGCGAGAGCGAGAGAGAGAGAGAGAGAUAGAAGCAGAGCUCCCUAACUACAGUGAUUCCCAGACUGGCUGGCUGGCAGUAGGCACUGUGCUCUAUUCUUCCCGCUCUGAUGGGGUUUCAUGCCCGUGCAGGCAGUGUUGGGGAUCCUGAGGGCAACACAAGUUUCUGCUGCUGAUCUCAGCCUUUCUAAUUCCUACCUAUUGACUUUAUCAGCCUACACAGAUGAGAGUCAGGAUAGCUAAUCUCAACCUUACUGAUGGCUAAUGGAUCAUCAACCAAUGACAGUCAGUAGAAUCCAGGGGAGCUAAAAGACAAACAAAUGCAAGCGGCCCAAGGACGACUGGCAGAUAUGAGAGUGGUACUGGCGUGUGCCCUCCUCUCCCUCUUGUCUUUGUCACAUGCCUGUCCAAAGGAGUGUAGCUGCAACAGCAACACCAAAGUAGUAGAUUGUCGGGGUCGAGGCCUAUAUGACAUCCCCCGACGACUGCAUCCAGACACCCAGGAACUGUAUCUCCAAGAUAACCGUAUCAGGGGGCUGGGAUCAAUGGCCUUUAGAGAAAUACCCCUUGUUCGCAUUCUCGAUCUAUCUAAUAACUCGAUUACAUCUGUUUCACCAACCGCUCUGCUGGGUCUCAGAACUCUACAGCGCCUCAGCCUGGCCUACAACAGCCUGAGAGAGCUUGACAAGCGGUUGCUUGGGCCUAUUCGCUCACUAUCACACCUUGACCUCUCACACAACAGCCUGUGGGGUUUCCCUGGAGCCAUGGGGGACAGCUUGAGGAACCUUAGCCACCUGGGGCUAGCGCAUAACAAGCUAACACGAUUGGACCGUUCCCUGUUGGAGGCCCUGACCCGCCUGGACAGCCUCACACUACGAGGCAACCCCUGGAGGUGUGACUGCCAGCUCAUAGGCCUCAAACUCUGGCUGGAGACGUACCUCUUUAAAGGUGGAGUGGUGGAUGAGGUGAUUUGCUCUCAGCCAGAAGAAAUGAGGGAUAGAGACCUGCAGAAAGUCCCCUACCAGCUCUUCCACACCUGCAUGACCACAAGCUACCAUUACCUGUUUGCUAACAUACACCACCUGGAAUCUGAGAGGUUACUGCGAGGCCACACCCAUGGCAACCAUGCUCAUCCUUCAAGCCAUGCUCUCCAUGUCCCCAUGGCAAUGGGGGAGGGUUUUGGUGGUGGGGGAGGAGGAGGUGGGGGAGGGAACCUGCCUGAGUGUGAACCUAAGCAGAGGCACCGGCCUGUCAACUUGCGCCACGCAAUUGCCACAGUGAUCAUCACCGGCGUAGUGUGUGGGAUCGUGUGUCUGAUGAUGCUGGCUGCAGCAGUGUAUGGCUGUGCCUACGCUGCUAUCAUGGCCAAGUAUCAGCGGGAGCUAAAGAAGAACGAGGAGUUGGCAGCAGCGCAGGGGGCAGAUCAUGCAACAGCAGAUGAGAAGGAACCACUGGAGAAUGCUAUCGCCUAGGAGAUGAUAACAUGAACCCUGGACUUAAAACCUGAGCCUCAACCCUUUAACCUAAUCGUCUCUGGAUGCCGUGUGUGUGAGUGCAUGUGUGUUUGUGAGAAAAAAAAAAAGAGAGUGAGAAUAUUAAUGUGUGCGCAUGUGUGUAUGUUCACCUCCUUUCUGAGACUUGGGUAGCUAAUUUCCACAGGUAUUUGACUAUGCACUGAUGAGAAGAGUAUCUUCUACUGUAUGCGGGUUCGAGGGGUAGGCCAAAGAAUCCAAAAGGAAUCAAUUCCAUUUUGUCUGAGAAAUGCAUAUCACAGAUAUGAACAAAUUGCUAUAUAUUUAUAAUUGUGUAUUUGUAGGUAUAAUGGUAAAGCGCUGGUAUUUAAAAACAAAUAUUUUAGAGUUUUGUUGUCUUUUGGUAGUUGUUUAUAAUUUUGAGGUAAUUUUGAAAACUCAUAGUAGGCAGCUGCUGUCUGUUCUAAGUUGUUUGUAUCAUUGACGUGAGAGUAAGAGAACAAGAACGGAUGUUUGUGUAUGUUUUGUGUUUCAUGUGUGCUUGAGUGUGUGUAUGUGUGUGGAGAUGUAUACUAUAUGCACAUAUUUAUAGAGAUUUUAAGAGUUUGUGCCUAAUAACGUGAUAUAUAGUUUUGAGCAAGAAAUAUGUUUUCUUAAAGGAUAUUUUUCUGACGACUGAAGUGAAGAUGGGAAAUUCGUUGAAGCAAUAAUGAAACAAACUAAAACGAAAACAACAAAACCUGGACUCAGCCUUGUUGUUUUUCUAUGACUUUUUAUCAUCCUGCUGCACAAAGUCACACCCACAAACUUUUAGAUCUACAGUUUUUGACAUCAGUUGAGUCUUGUUUGUACGUUAAUGCUGAUCACACGGUGGUAGUCAUGUCCUUCAGUAGUAUGUAUUAUAUAAAAUAAAGGGAAACAUUUAACAUUUUA